AUGUCUCUCAACGAUACCAACAUGCUUGCUCAAUCCGGCCGAAGUUCGGUUUACCCUGGCAUUGCCAACCCCACUGCCGCCAAUGACAAUACGCCUGAUCCCCGACAGGCCAACUUUGUUAACGACCCGACGUCAGAGGCGUUCGGUGCUGGCGCCAGCCCCAGUUCCUUCUCUGGCCACCGGGAUGCCAAGAAUACGCUGAAGCAACAGGCCGGUGUUGUGGAAGCGCGCCCUGGCAUCAUCGAGUCCACCAACAUCGAUCCGUUGAAUGAGAACUCGAACAAAGAGGACGGGUGGGCGAACGCGACCAAGACACCUGGUAACGCGCCGACCAAAGGCAUUGUGUCUGGAAUCACCACCCAAGCCACAGAAGUUGCCAGAGGAGCGGCUAACACGGCCACUGGGGCUGCCAAAGUCGUAUACGGAACGGUUGUAGGAGAUGAGCAAACGAAGCAAGUGGGGCGAGAGGCGAUCUAUGGGAAGCAUUAA
Messenger RNA from Coprinopsis cinerea okayama7#130, 489 nucleotides. RefSeq lists its product as hypothetical. Bases 1 to 489 code for a protein of 162 amino acids. The record is from RefSeq and is a predicted model, not a curated record. NCBI's taxonomy places the organism in Eukaryota, Fungi, Basidiomycota, Agaricomycetes, Agaricales, Psathyrellaceae. The transcript has 3 exons.